CCAGAGAGAGAGAGAGAGAGAGGAGGCGAGAGACUGUGUGCAGUCAGUGUGUGUGUGUGUGUUUGAGGGGGUGUAUGAGCACAGGAAUAAUCGCAGGAAAGACACAGAGAGAGACAGGCGGUGUGGAUUCUGUUCUGCGGUAGCUGUUGGGCUCUUGCCUCCUGUGAGGACUGUGCUUUAUACCAGGAGAGACGCAGCAGAGGACAGAAGAGGGUUGAUGGAGGGAAGCUAUUAAACCCAAAGUGCGAACGCUCUGCCGGACCUCUGAAUCCAAAGACAAAGACGCAAAGGUAGAAGGAUAAAGAGGUGGCAUGAAUAAGGAAAGAAACUGACUGUAGGUUUGCCAGAAAAUGAGAAGCAAAAUAAGGGACAGGUUGAAGAAAUGAUGCAUUGGUUCAAAAUUGAAGAUUGAACCUCAACUGACAAAACAGGACAAGCCUCUGUGUAUUAAAAAAAAAAUGUUUCAGUUAAUCUGUAUUCAUCUGUCCGUUCAUGCUGUCUGGGAAAUCUUCAGAUGAUUUGGAGGUUAAGAAAAUACUGGAUUUUUUUUGCAUGGUCCAGCUGUGAGCAAGACUUCUCGUAGUUCCCCUAGUAGAUAUCCAACAGGACAAGGGUUGUUUAUUUAUUAGGUGGCCAGGCCAGAGGCACAAGUGCCAGCAUGCACAUGUCAGAAAUGAAUUUGGUCAAAUGCAUGGUUGUAAAGAGGUUAACUGCUAUGCAUCAUUGUGGCAAGACAUCUUCCCUAGUGAAGCAUCAUUAGAGCACAUAUGCCAUUGACUGAGGCUCCAGAAGGUAUUAAUUGCAUUGCAGGAAAUUACUGAAGUGCAUCUGAAAGAUAUUGAAUCAGAAGUUAAAAGUGAUUAUACACUGCUAAGGACUGUGGGUGGACCUCUGUUGGACUUUAUUGGCUUGUGGACCAAAGACCGCUGCCAUCUUCUUAAGUUCCUGUUUUAAAAAAAUCUAUACUCCUUUUCAUCAAAAAAACAAAUAAUGGCCAUGUUUUAAUGAUUGUGGGCUUGUGCUUUACAACUUGCUGUCUUAUCACUUUUCUUACUUUGUGACUUCAGUCUUGUAAAAGUGGGGAUCAUUUGGCCCCUGGGGGUCCGGGCUGCGGCCCCGGCCCCGGCCCCCAAACCAAAAAUGCGUCGCUCAAGUACAGAUGAAACCCCAUACCACCGGAGUCCCUCUCUGGACAGCAAGGGCUCGCCGCCUCUGCGCUACAGCGGGGAGUACGAGUACCACAGCUCGCCCUUCGUCUUCGGCCUUCGUACCACACCGGGCUCAAAGAAAGCUACAGCCAGCUACACCACUGCACAUGGCCGGAAAUAUGUGGUGUUUUACCUCGAUCUGUCCUUCAUCUUCCUUCUAGAGCUGCGGCGCUGCAGGAUGGCUGAGGGCUGCCUGAGGGCCCUGAGAUACGGGAUGGUUUUCUUCAAUCUGCUCUUCUGGCUGGGCGGCUGUGGGAUUCUGGGAGUGGGAGUUUGGCUUUCCAUCACGCAGGGAAACUUUGCCACUCUCUCCUCAUCUCUACCAUCACUCUCCGCCGCCAAUCUGCUCAUCGCUGUGGGAAGCAUCAUCAUGGUGAUUGGCUGCCUGGGCUGUGUGGGCGCGGUCAAAGAGAACCGGCCCUUACUCCUGAGCUUCUUCAUUCUGCUGCUCCUGAUAUUAUUGUUGGAGAUUCUGUUCAUGGUUCUGUUCUUCGCAUAUCAAGAUCAGAUUGAUCUGUAUGCACAAAGCGACCUGAAGAAAGGCCUGCAUCUCUUCGGGACUGAAGGAAACAUCGGCCUGACCAACGCCUGGAGCAUCGUCCAAACCGACUUUCGCUGUUGUGGAGUGACCAAUCACACGGACUGGUUUCACGUGUACAAUGCGACGCGUGUGCCGGACUCCUGCUGUCUGGAGUACAGUGAUAACUGCGGUCUGGAGAAUCCUGGCACCUGGUGGACGGCUCCGUGUUACGAACGAGUGAAGGGCUGGCUGCAGGAGAAUCUGGUGGCUCUGUGGAUCUUCGCUCUGUGUACGGCACUAACACAGAUCCUGGGGCUGGUGUUCUCCAUGACCAUCUUCUGUCACGCCGUGAAAGUGGACACGUUCUAUGCAUAGAGACGCAUCUGAGAGCAGAACCAGACCAAGCACACCUGCAUCUGCACAUCUCUGCUUCUUCAUCGCUGUAGCAAUCAGAACGUAUUGCUGACACAUUGCUAUUUGCAACAUCAUUUUAUAAUCCAGAUCAACUGAAAGAGUAAAAACUGCUCUUUGUGAAUAUUUAAUGGACAGUUUUUUCUUUUUUCUGUUUUGUCCAUUUGUGAAGAAAAUACAGCAGUUUUAAAGAGGGACACCAGUAACUAAUGUCACAAUUUUAUAUUUGUAUAAUUUCAUAUUAAUACGUAUAAAAUGAAUAACCUGUUUAUAUUUAUUCAGAGUAAAUUUUAAAUAGAUUUAAAAGAUAUUUAGAUCACAUUUUGUACGUGACUUAUUCAAAAAGUAAUAGACACAUUUUAGUUGGGCAAAUUAAGUUCUUGCAGUAUGUAGGAAGAAGCACAAGUCUGUUCAGCAGAACCGUUUCAGUAAAAGUGCAAAAGCACAGUUUUAUUGCUUUGACUGUGCCCUGAAGAACUGAUUUCUGUGCCACCAAAACAGAAUAAAACAUCCAAACAGAUCUCAGUCUGCCCAAACAGAUUCACCACAAAUUCACGGUUGAGUCUCAAAUCUCUUCGUUUUUAUCACUAUUUGUAUAGUUUUAUCAUUUUGAACCUAACAAGCUUCUUUUUGUGAAAUGUCACACUUGAAAAUUAUGGAAGCAUUUAGCUAAAUUCAAUUUGAGAUUAAAAAAAUGUAAAUGUCAGUGUAUUCCUGUAUUUGAAUUUACAGUUCUUAUACCUAUGGGAAAUAAUGGGAAUAAAUAUGUACACAAUUCAGAAGAAUCAAAUUUAUGUGAUUUGCAUUUGCCAUUUUCAACACUACUGCUAACAUUACAUGCAUUCAGUUUUAUAUUACGAUAGGUUUCAUUUGUAAAUGUGGUAAGGACAGCUAAACUAUUGUGCAAAUGCAUUUACACUCAUAACUAAAAUGGUGUUUUCAUCAAUAGUUCAGAAUUCAUUGUGUUAGAGCAGUGGUUCCCACUCCUGGUCCUUGAGAACCCCCAACACUGCACGCUUUUGGUGUCUAUCUUAUCUGACACACACAUUUGAGGUCUUGGACCCUCCUUAACCCUGCCCCUUGGAGAGUCAUUGUCCUGCUAAAUUCAGUUCCAACCCUGCUCCUACACACCUGUCUGUAAUGGGCUAGUUCCGGCUGUGCUAAACACCAGUGCAGAGAACCGGAGAAAUUCAAAUAUUACCUUCUAUAUACACGUUUACAGGAUUUACAAUAUCACUUAAAAUGCAAAUAACAUCUACACCACUAUUAUUACUAUACUAUAAAUGUUAACUGAGUGCAUUUGAAACUUACACGUUUGGGUCCAGUGAAUGAAUGAAAUACAUAAUGUUCAUAAAAUGAAAGUUGAACAAGGUGUAGACACUCAGCUACACAAUGUCUUUUCCCCUUACCAAUUAUUUAAAUGUACAAAUUACUUAUUUCUUAUUAUUUCUUAUUAUUUACCUUGUGUUGUGAGACAUGGGCAAUACCCAUUUCUCAAUUCUGCAAAAAAAAAUCAUUUGGCUGUUCCAUCAUUUUCACAACAUUUUAAUAUUUAACAUUUUAA
This is a messenger RNA of Cyprinus carpio (common carp), 3703 nucleotides long. Its product is annotated as tetraspanin-4-like. NCBI's taxonomy places the organism in Eukaryota, Metazoa, Chordata, Actinopteri, Cypriniformes, Cyprinidae. The record is from RefSeq and is a predicted model, not a curated record. Gene Ontology annotation, cellular component: membrane.